This is a messenger RNA of Guillardia theta CCMP2712, 555 nucleotides long. RefSeq lists its product as hypothetical. NCBI's taxonomy places the organism in Eukaryota, Cryptophyceae, Pyrenomonadales, Geminigeraceae. The annotation marks the transcript as partial. Gene Ontology annotation, cellular component: cytoplasm. The record is from RefSeq and is a predicted model, not a curated record. The transcript has 6 exons. Gene Ontology annotation, molecular function: phosphatase activity.
CUCGUGCUGGUUCGACAUGGACAGGCGCAGCACAACCCGCGGGCAGAAGCAGCUCGAUCGCAGGGCUGUUCGCAUGAGGAAUUUAUCAAUCUCAUGAGGGCGGACGAUGCUUUUGAUGCUGAUCUGACAAGCAUCGGGAUCGAGCAAGCAGAGAAGACGCGAGAAGACUUCGCUCGGAUGAACAUGACGAUGGACUUGAUCGUCGCCUCUUCCUUGACACGAGCGAUCGACACAGCCAACAUUGUCUUCCCUCAGCAUCUUCACGCGCAGGCGGAGAGAUGUUCCCUUGAUGACUUGAGGGAGAUCUCAGGGCUGCUGCUCAACGCCAAGAGGAGAAGUAGACGAGAGCUUAUGGACAGAAAUCCGACAUGGAACUUUGAGCAGGUCAAGACCGAGGAGGAUGAGUUGUGGACCGAAGAGUUGGGUGAGCAACCUGUGGAGUCUUGUGUGGAGCGAGGAUACCAGGCGCUGCUGUGGUUGCUGCAGCGAGAAGAGAAGAAGAUAGCUGUGGUGGCGCAUGGAGGCAUCUUCUCGUUCCUCCUCAGCUCGCCCAGU